ACUCCCCUUGCUGCAAGUAAAACUAACGGUGGCCCCUUGUCUUGUCUGAUUGUGCAUGUUGAAUUCUCUGAGCAACCAGGUUCAGACACAGGUCUGAACCUAACAGAGGCUACACAUGGAUUUAGCGUAUUCAGGGAGGACCGAGGCGUGACGUCCAUCGAUGCCAUCCAUGAACACCCACCCGAUCCUCGGCCUCCUUCCACGUUCAGACCCCGACCUCCGUUGUUGUCCGGGCAGCAGUCCAGGGCCGGUGCCAAACGACAACCAUGCGCAUCCAUGGAGAGGUACGCAUCAGCAGCACCACAGGUAUGCGGCCCAGGGUUAGGCUGGAUUUCUCCAGCCAAGAGGAGGAUUGCCACCAGAAAAAAGAUCUCCUGCCAUCUCUGUAAUAAUCCUGGAUGGAACCCUCUUCUGGACUUGUCUUUGGGGUAAGAAAAAUCCACUCCUAGCUUGAAUGGACCUCUGCGCACUAACUCAGUCCGCAUACAGUCCGUUAAGACUUGGGGCCAGUCUGCUGGAUCAUUUGGUGGAGCAGACUAUUGCUUUAGGGUCUGAGCUAGCUUCUGAUGCUUGCUGUACACACGUACUUAACGGUGGCUGUACUGGACCUGUGCUGCUGCUGGUUGAAGGUGGCUCAUCUGUGCCUGUCUUAUCUGGGUCUGUCCCUCCACUGGCUGACUGACUGGACUCUGUGCUGCUUGUUAGGAACUUAAGCAUAGCACCUGUAAAAUAAAGAUCAGGCUACCAUUAAUUCAGCAAGCAAACAAAAUUCAAUCUUAGUAAAUAUUUAUCCAUUACUUUCCAUUUUGUAUAAGUGCAGUUGUAACUACACUCAGAGCGAUUGAUAUGACACUUCAAUUACAGAAGCUAGCAAGACGCACACGGAGACCGUCCGGGGUUCACCCAGGGCUCACCGCCCUGUUAUGUAGGUCAAACGCGGACUAGCCCCGUCCCUCCCACUCUCCCACCCGGAGGGGAGAGUUACCUGACUGCUGUUGCUGCUGUUCAUUUUUCUUUUUUCUCUUUUCACUCCCCGAGGGAUAACUCCGCUUCAUCUUGCUGAUGCCGUUAAUGCAUAUGCAUCACUGGCAAUUUGACGUGUGCAAGCAGCGCGACGGACGUCACGUCGUCACGUUUGUUUUUGGUUUUUUUCCCACGGGGCCUCUAUGGGCCUUUCUCAAUAUGCGUUCUUGUCUGUACUCGUGUGCUCGUGUUCUUGUGAAACGUCAUCCCUUGCUGCCCAAGAACUGUCUCAAACCCAAAUUCGCUUUCACCAAGAACGGAUAAAGUUCCCGGAUGUAUUCCUGGAAAUGUUCUCGACAUGCCCAUUUUACCAAGGAUGCAUCGGAUGCUAACUUGUGUUAACUCGGCAGCGAAAUCCCAGCAUUAAUUUCGGCAUUCAAGCAAGGAGCGGAAAAUUACUCGACGCCAUUGAACAAUGGUACGUUUUAGGGCCUGCGAUUAAUCUUGAAACCAUAACGCGUUAAAAAAAAAUUACGCAAAUUAAUCAUAUUAUCAAGUUUGACCCAAACUUCCUACCGUAAUUCCAGCGCGCAUGUUUACCUGGCUGAAUUACUGAAAGGUGUCACAAACACAGAUAACAUGAUGACUGAGGAGGCGUUCCCUGGUGACACCAGGCUGGUGUGCUUAACGGUACAUUUAGUUUUUAAAAGCUUCCAGACGGAAGUUUAGAUAAAACCAAAGUUGUGUGCACAUAUUGCAGUGUUGAACUGUCUUUCCACCGAAGCACAGCAAGCCUGAAGUACCAUCCUCGGGCAAAGCACAUCUUUGCUGAUGCUAGCAAAGGUGCUAGCACUGAGACAGCAUCAAGCCGUGUUCGCCAAACUACACUGGCAGAGUGCAGCAAGAACUAAGCUAACCAAUGCUAUCGCUAAAUGGAUCACCGUUGACUGCAGGCCCAUCAACAUCGUUGAAGACCAGGGGCUUCAAGGUAUUAUCCAGAUCGCCACAGAUGACCCAUCAUACAAGCCAUCUGCUAGGGGAACUAUUGUCACAAGAAUUCAUGAAUUGUUUGGCAGCGAAAAGGCAAAGAAAGCGGAGCAGUUGGCACAAGCUACAUUUAUUGCACUGACUGGAGACCACUGGACAUCAGUAAGCAACCAUAACUACCUCGGUGUAACAGCACACCUAAUCGAUGACAAAUGGGAACUGCACUCUUUCGCUUUAGGUGUGGGGAAAACAGAGGAAAGGCAUUUUGCAGAAGCAUGUGCUAGUCAGUUUCUUCAAGUUGCAAAGGAGUGGGAGAUUACAGACAAGGUCACCACUAUAGGAACAGACAGCGCGCGCAAUAUGAUCGUGGCAGCAAGGAGUCUACCAUUCGAGCACAUGCCCUGUGUAGCGCACAUUAUACAGAGGGUAAUCACAGUGUCUCUCCGUGACAGCGCGUUUGACGGUGCUUUAGCCAAGUGCCGUAAAAUAGUCGGACAUUUCAAACACAGUGCUGCAAACACAGCAGAGCUGAAACUUCAGCAAGCCUCUCAUGGGCAAGAAGAGCAGUCACUUAUCCAGGACGUACCCACGUGCUGGAAUUCAACUCUCGAAAUGAUAAAGCGUGGCCAAAACAACAAAGACCCACUGAAGGCAACGCUAGCACAGCAGAAGCACAAAUUAGCCAUGCUAACCUCAGCUGAAUAUGACAGGCUGGCAAAGUUGGAAACACUGCUGGAGCCAUGCAGGUAUGUCACUGAGCUCCUGGGUGGUGACAAAUAUGUGUCCUGCUCUGUAGUGCUGCCUGCACUCUGCCACCUCUUGUACGAUGGAGGUCUCAGAUGUUGACCCUGCCUACAUAGUGCGCUUCAAGACUGCAUUCACAGAGGACCUCAACAGACGAAAGGACAACACAAACCUGUUAUGGCUAAAGGUAGCAACAGCUCUAGAUCCCAGAUUCAAGGACCUCCGGUGACUACCCAGAGCAGAGAGGGAAGAGGUGUGGCAAAAGCUGAGUGAGAUGCUGAAGGACAGAGAACCUGCAUCACAGCCAUCCAGAGAGGGAGUUGAACCAGAGCCACCAAAGAAGAAGAUGGCCCUCCUACUGAUGGGGUCAGAGUCUGAUGAUGAGGCACUGUUCACAGACAAAACUGUAGACAGGUAUAAAGCAGAGCCCAGUGUCGGCAUAGAGGCAUGUCCACUACAGUGGUGGGCGGCACACACAGGUGCUCAUGGUAAGCUGGCCCAUAUUGCACAGAGGUACUUGGCUACACCUGCCUCAACAGUGCCAUGUGAGAGACUGUUUUCUUUGGCAGGCCACAUUGUGCAGAAGAAGAGGUCCGCUCUGUCAUCUGACAAUGUCAACAAGCUGGUCUGCCUGAGCAACUGGUUGAAAGAAAAGUAGACUGUAUGAACAGGUUGAGUCAUGUCACACAAGUUCACGCUGUUUAAAAUAAUCUUAUUCAACUAAGAGUGUGAAAAGGGACUGCUCACUUUGUAUCUUCAAAGACACUAUGGCAUUCAGUUUCUUAAAUAGGCCCACUGUUACUCACUAUAGCAUUCAUUUGGGUGAGAUGUUACUUUGCAAACUCUUUACAGGCAAGUUGUUUACAUUCACUUUGUAGCAGACGUCACUUUGUAACUGUGUUUAUGUGGUUGUCUGCUAAUCCUUCUAGUGUGCAGUUCAUUACGGAUGUUGUGGGCAAUGCCAAGCACUCCCUGACACUUCUUACUCAGCAAAUUAAUAGAUUGUAGUUCAGAAAUUAUCACAACUAAGCUGAGAUCUUAUAAUAAAGUAAAAACUUUGA
Eleginops maclovinus (Patagonian blennie) is the source of this 3755-nucleotide messenger RNA. RefSeq names its product E3 SUMO-protein ligase ZBED1-like. Gene Ontology annotation, cellular component: nucleus. NCBI's taxonomy places the organism in Eukaryota, Metazoa, Chordata, Actinopteri, Perciformes, Eleginopidae. The coding region runs from base 1795 to 2796 and encodes 333 amino acids. The transcript has 3 exons. Gene Ontology annotation, biological process: regulation of transcription by RNA polymerase II. The record is from RefSeq and is a predicted model, not a curated record.